Molecule: messenger RNA, 603 nt
Organism: Arabidopsis thaliana (thale cress)
Lineage: Eukaryota; Viridiplantae; Streptophyta; Magnoliopsida; Brassicales; Brassicaceae
Product: Beta-galactosidase related protein
Exons: 1
Coding region: 1-603 (200 amino acids)
Source: RefSeq, marked reviewed
AUGCUUAGCCCAUUACUUUCUUUGUGUCGAUCUCCUCUGUUCUAUGGUCAUGGACUCCAUGUGAAAGAGACAUCAACAUUGACGGUUUGGGUUUUCAUUUACCUUAUGCGAACCUUGGUUUUAGCUACCUUUAAGGCUUUAUGGUAUCCUUAUAAAGAAUUGAAGAUUGUUGUGCUAAGUUCCUUGAAUCGUUCUUAUUGUUGUGGCAUUUGUGGUAUUGGAUUAUUCUUUUUCGUUGCUCAUUUGCCACUAAGCAGCUCACUUUUCGUCUUCAAACACUGUACCCUCUUUAUCAUCUCCAUCUUCCAGACCAUAUGCUUCAUAGUCUUUGCCGCUAUUGACCGGAGAGAUCCUCAUUCGAGUUGGUUUCUAAAGCCACCCUCACCUGACUAUCGCACCAUAGUCUCCCGAAUCCUUGGUAUCGUGUUACUGUGGGUAAUGAAGCUUGCUCCGGCGAGAUUCAUAUCAUUGAUCCGUUUGUCAAUGUCACUAUAUCCUUCGACUGUGACUAAUCCGUCGUCCUUCGAACUCUUCGAGGAUGAUCUCUCGAUUUACCGUGACCUCUCAUGGUGCAUUGCGCUUCCUUGCCUUUUCCAAAAAUGA